AUGUGCAAGAGGAAGGUCAUCUUAGUGCAGCAACGACACAAAAAGAGUGAGAGCUCAGGCAAGGCAGCAGAUCACAUCAAGGUAGUUGUGCGUGUUCGGCCGUUCUUGGAGCAUGAGGACCCGUCGCAGAGUUCGGUCGCUGUGCCCCAGCCCGACCGAGGAGCGUUGCCCUCAACGUUGAAGGAGGACGUGUAUCAGCAGGUGCGAGAGUGUGUGGAGGCUGCGAUCAGUGGAACCAAUGUCUCCAUCUUCGCGUACGGACAGACCAACGCUGGAAAAACUUACACCAUGAUGGGUCCUCCCAGCUACUCUUACUCGUCAAGAGCUAUUCACCAGAAGACUGUUGAAGAGGAUUUUGCGGAGAAGAAUUUACCGCUGCGAGGAGUUAUUCCUCGGUUCCUGACAGAGCUCUUGGCGUCGACGAGAAGAGACGACAUGGACGUCAAGAUCGAAGCGAGUUUCUUACAGGUUUACAACGAGAGGGUGCUCGAUCUCCUCGCGGAGACAGGAGGAAAGCAGCAACAGCAGAAGGCCCUGGAGCUGAGAUCGGGAGAUCGCGGAGUGGGGGAGAUUCAAGUUGUGGGCAACGUGAAGAAGUCUAUCAGCAGUCUGUCGGAUGUGUUCGACAUCCUACAGCAGGGAGUCAAGCAGAGGAAGGUUUGUGAAACAAGCCACAACGAGCAAUCGUCGCGCAGUCACACCAUCCUCCAAUUGAUGCUCACCGUCACAUCAAGAGGAGGAGGAGACUUAGAACAGACGUCGUCCUCCCUUUCCUCCCGCACAAGCAAGAUCUCCCUCGUCGACCUGGCAGGAUCGGAGCGAUGGAGUCAGAGCGCAGACAGGAAGGAGGCAGUGACCAAGACACAUAGAGAGGAGAUGAGCAACAUCAACCGAUCUUUGACGACUCUGGGUCGCGUUGUCAAACUUCUCUCGGAGGGGAAGCACGUUGGACUUCCUUUCAGGGAGAGCAAGUUGACGAGAUUGCUGCAGGCAGGGAGACUUUGA
Molecule: messenger RNA, 1005 nt
Organism: Guillardia theta CCMP2712
Lineage: Eukaryota; Cryptophyceae; Pyrenomonadales; Geminigeraceae
Exons: 12
Coding region: 1-1005 (334 amino acids)
Biological process (GO): microtubule-based movement
Cellular component (GO): kinesin complex; microtubule
Molecular function (GO): ATP binding; microtubule motor activity; ATP hydrolysis activity
Source: RefSeq, a predicted model, not a curated record